AGCAUUGCUUUGCUUACUUCGCAACGUCGAGGCGUGGCGCAGACUGCACACUGCAAUAAAAAUGUGUAAUCUCUUCCUGGUUGAAUCAGUGUGACAUUCAUACAGGAUUUCUGAGCAGCAUGUCUGCCGCUGAGUGGAAGCAGAGAUGUGAGGCUGAGUGGAGUCUGCAGGGAGCACCGAUGCCCGACAGCCUGGAUUGGAAGUCCGUGUACGAAGCCAGGCCGCUGGGAAGAAACUUACUGAAGAACCCCGCACCUCACGGGUUGAAUAAAGAUGUUCCUCCACCUGAACCCGAGCUGCCUGAAGAGCCCACACGUGGACCUCCACGUUUUCAGCCUGAUGGUGACUUCACCGGCUGGACCACGAGCAUAGAAGUCCUGCCCUAUGAUGACAGUGACAUCCCAGAAGGUGUUGUGGUCUGUGCUUUGCCUACAUAUAGCUGGUUCACUAUGGAGCAGGUUGUGGACCUGAAGGCAGAGGGACUGUGGGACGAGCUGCUGGAUGCUUUUCAGCCUGAAAUAGUCAUCCAAGACUGGUAUGAGGAAAGUCAGCUGCAUAAAUCCAUCUACCAGCUGCAUGUGAAGUUACUGGGUGCGGACAAAAGCACAGUGAUCUCAGAGCACUCUGUCAGCCCCACUGAGGACCUCAGCGUUUACUCACACAACUGGAAGGAGGUGUCGCAUGUGUUCUCUGGCUAUGGACCUGGGGUUAGAUAUGUCCACUUCGUUCACCGACUGAAGAACAGUUUCCUGAAUAAUUUCUUUCCCACACUGUUCUCUGGCAGCUCAGUGAUUGUGAAACCACUCAAAACCAGCCCAUAGGACAAAUCCUGCCGUGCAUGUGUAGUUGCUAAUAUAUCCAACCAGUUUGGUCUUUAGGCUGGCAACUGAAAAGAACAUAACAAAUGUGCAAUCUUUUUUAGUGACCAGUUUUGCUAUGUUUUUUGGGGUUGAUUUUUGCAAUAGCUUUUGAGAUAUUUUCCAAAUAAGGCCAAUCUUCCUUGUCUUCUGGGGGUUGCUGUGUGGUGCAAUAAUAAAAAAUACAGUUCACAUAA
Acanthochromis polyacanthus (spiny chromis) is the source of this 1054-nucleotide messenger RNA. RefSeq names its product P1, F-box associated domain containing (gene nccrp1). Gene Ontology annotation, molecular function: ubiquitin protein ligase activity. The record is from RefSeq and is a predicted model, not a curated record. The coding region runs from base 120 to 821 and encodes 233 amino acids. The transcript has 6 exons. NCBI's taxonomy places the organism in Eukaryota, Metazoa, Chordata, Actinopteri, Pomacentridae. Gene Ontology annotation, biological process: glycoprotein catabolic process; SCF-dependent proteasomal ubiquitin-dependent protein catabolic process. Gene Ontology annotation, cellular component: cytoplasm; SCF ubiquitin ligase complex.